Molecule: messenger RNA, 1061 nt
Organism: Aphanomyces astaci
Lineage: Eukaryota; Oomycota; Saprolegniomycetes; Saprolegniales; Verrucalvaceae
Product: protein RarD
Exons: 1
Coding region: 8-1045 (345 amino acids)
Cellular component (GO): plasma membrane
Source: RefSeq, a predicted model, not a curated record
CUCCAUCAUGGUGAAGCAGCCUCAGCGAAAAGGCAUUUUCAUGGGCAUCGUCGCGUAUUUGAUUUGGGGACUGAGUGCCGUUUACUGGAAACAACUCGUCAAAGUACCGGCGAUGCAGCUUCUCUGCCAUCGAAUUGUGUGGGCCCUGCCCGUGGCAGCCGCCGUCAUCUUGGUCACUGGCCACGGCCCCAACGGAUCUUUCCGAUCCUUCCUAGCUUCGCUCAAGCGGACCGUUGUGGGAUUUUACGCCGCCACCGCGACUCUACUAGGCGUGAACUUGUUCGUAAGCAUUUGGGCGGCGAAUGCUGGGUUUAUCGUUGAGCUCAGCUUAGGCUACUUCACAAGCCCCCUCGUGACUGUGCUCCUGGGGGUGUUGUGUCUUCGCGAACGCCUUCGCAUGUGGCAAUGGGUUGCAAUCGCCACGGCCGGGUCCGGUCUACUCACCGUGACCUUUGUGUACGGCAAGUUUCCAUGGAUCGCCAUCGUGCUGGCCAUGGACUUUGGUUUGUACGGCCUCUUGCAAAAGAAGGCGCCGCUGCUGUCCGUUCAAGGCAUUUGCAUCGAAUUUGCCAUUUUGACAUUGCCGAGUGCUACAUACUUGGUGUUCGAGCAAUACCAGGGCACUGGCGCGUUCACGACGAUCUCAGUGGGGUACGAUGUUCUCAUGGUGGGCCUGGGGGUGCUCACCAUAACCCCACAGCUGCUAUUCUCCACGGCCAUCAAGGCCAUUCCACUCACUAUCAUGGGCCUCUUGCAGUUUAUUGGCCCGACUCUGAACAUUUUAAUUGGCGUGGUCAUCUACCACGAAAACUUUGAGUGGACCAAAGCCAUCGGAUUCGCCCAAGUGUGGCUAGGCCUCGUCGUGUACACGUAUGACUUGCUUCGACGUGGCGCCAAGAACGAAUCCUCGGCGGUCAUCAUCGACCCCACUACCGCGACUCGACCUACCAUCACCAGUGCCGCCGACAUAGUCUCGCUGGCCAAAGGAGAUACUAGUAGUAGCGGCGACCACCUUGUAGUUUCGGCGACGGAAAACAAGAUGUAAUAAAACAAUGCUUCUU